Echinops telfairi (small Madagascar hedgehog) is the source of this 1767-nucleotide messenger RNA. RefSeq names its product vasodilator stimulated phosphoprotein (gene VASP). The coding region runs from base 324 to 1472 and encodes 382 amino acids. The transcript has 13 exons. Gene Ontology annotation, molecular function: profilin binding; actin binding; SH3 domain binding. NCBI's taxonomy places the organism in Eukaryota, Metazoa, Chordata, Mammalia, Afrosoricida, Tenrecidae. Gene Ontology annotation, biological process: positive regulation of actin filament polymerization; protein homotetramerization; actin cytoskeleton organization. The record is from RefSeq and is a predicted model, not a curated record. Gene Ontology annotation, cellular component: cytoskeleton.
UUUGGAACGAAAUGUAGAGAAGAGAAGUACAGUAGUAAGAGUAACAUUGUAGCAGUCGCCGGCCAAGGGGGCGCGCCGGGGAGGGGACGCCGCACCCCCCCUUCUGCCGCAGGGACCCCCUCCAUCAAAGCCCAAGGGGAGGAGGCGUUCGAGGACCCGCCCCGGCCCUAGCCACGUUCCCCCCAAGGAAGCCGGACUCUAUGGGGCGGGACCCCAGGGAAGACUGAGCCGAACCUGGAGCCAGUCCCGAACCCCUGAACCGCGAGCCAGGGGCGCCCCGGGAGCCCUUCCCCCGUGGGCGCACCGUCCGCCCCGGAGCAGCCAUGAGCGAGACAGCCAUCUGCUCCAGCCGGGCCACCGUCAUGCUCUAUGACGAUGGCAACAAGCGCUGGCUGCCCGCGGGCACGGGCCCCCAAGCCUUCAGCCGCAUCCAGAUCUUACACAACCCCACAGCCAACUCCUUCCGCGUCGUAGGCCGCAAGAUGCUGCCGGACCAGCAGGUGGUCAUCAACUGUGCCAUCGUCCGCGGUGUCAAGUACAACCAGGCCACCCCCAUCUUCCAUCAGUGGCGCGACGCCCGCCAGGUCUGGGGCCUCAACUUUGGCAGCAAGGAGGACGCGGCCCAGUUCGCCUCGGGCAUGGCCAGCGCCCUGGAGGCUUUAGAAGGAGGUGGGCCUCCUCCACCCGCAGCCCCUCCCACCUGGUCGGGCCAGAACGGCCCCUCCCCGGAGGAAGUGGAGCAACAGAAAAGGCAGCUGCCGGGCCAGCCGGAGCACGUGGAGCGGGAACGCCGAGUGUCCAAUGCAGGAGGUCCGCCUGCACCUCCAGCUGCGGGUCCACCCCCACCUCCAGGACCCCCACCUCCUCCGGGCCCCCCUCCACCCCCGGGUCUGCCCCCCUCUGGGGUCUCAGCUGCAGGGCAUGGAGCUGGGGGCGGCCCACCCCCAGCGCCCCCCCUCCCCACGGCACAGGGCCCCAGUGGGGGAGGGGCCGGAGCCCCUGGACUGGCUGCUGCUCUUGCGGGAGCCAAACUCAGGAAAGUCAGCAAGCAGGAGGAAGCCUCAGGGGGCCCCGCAGCCCCCAAAGCCGAAAGCGGGAGGAGCACAGGGGGUGGCCUCAUGGAGGAGAUGAACGCCAUGCUGGCCCGAAGAAGGAAAGCUACACUGGUUGGGGAGAAACCCCACAAGGACGAAUCUGCCAAUCAGGAGGAGCCAGAGGCCAGAGUCCCAGCCCAGACUGAACCGGUGCGAAGACCCUGGGAGAAGAACAGCACAACUUUGCCAAGGAUGAAGUCAUCUACUUCAGUGACCACCUCCGAGGCCCACCCGCCCACGCCCAGCUCCCACGAGGAGUCAGACCUGGAGAGGGUGAAACAGGAGCUACUAGAAGAGGUGAGAAAAGAACUUCAGAAAGUGAAGGAGGAAAUCAUUGAAGCCUUUGUCCAGGAGCUGAAGAAGCGGGGUUCCCCCUGACCUCAGGGACCCAGAAGAUCUGCCUCUCCUUUCUGCACACCCCGCCUGUCACCCAGCUUGUCUCUGCCUCGACUUGACUUGGAAUUCGCUGAAGACUACACAGGAAUGCAUCUCCCCCACUCCCCUCCCUGCUUGGAAAAUUCCCAAGGGGGCGUGGCUUCCCUGGCACCAUGCCCACACCUAUACUGGCUGCUGAUUGGCUGGGGAGGCUCCUUACCCCUUGCUCCCUUUGGUCCUUUCCCCUCUGCCAUCCCCUCAGGGCUGGUUCCUCUUCUGGGGAUGUACCAAUUCUCCC